Molecule: messenger RNA, 1128 nt
Organism: Trametes versicolor FP-101664 SS1
Lineage: Eukaryota; Fungi; Basidiomycota; Agaricomycetes; Polyporales; Polyporaceae
Exons: 4
Coding region: 1-1128 (375 amino acids)
Source: RefSeq, a predicted model, not a curated record
AUGGAUCACCCGUUUGAAAAAGGGUCAAACUUAUCCUUCCAGAGGACUCAGGGACGCCUGACUGCCUCCACUGCACUCUGGGGACAUCUCCUUCGCAAGACCGGAUCUUCGCAGGUCCCACCUUCCAGUUUGGCAAGCACGUCCACUCUAGGCAAACAUACACCCGCGGUUGCGCCGAUAGACAAAGCUGGUGCUUCUACACGUAUACUCCUCCAUGAUACUCAGGCACACUUGGAAAAGUUCACGGACCGCGUAGCGCUGCUCACCACUGGCCUGGACUCUGCCAAACGUGAGCUUAUCAUGGCGCAGAAGCUAUACCAAGACGACCACGAGCAGGUCAUAGACAAGAUCAGUGGUCUCGCAAACCGGUGUCAGACGGAGCUUCAGAAGAGCAUCGGUAGCCCUGCUCAAAGCACGGACGUCCGCGAAGUCACCAAGGAUCUCUCUCAUCUGUCGAUCAAACUCGAGGCUCUAGACGGGAAGAUUGAUACUCUCAGCUCGCUCAACCAGAUGCAAUCUCAAGCCCUUCAGGUUAUGCAGCAGCAGCAAAGCCAGCUGUUGGCAGCGCUCGUGCCAAUCCUUCCUCUCCUACAGAACGUGCCUGUACAAAUCGAGAAUGCACGGGAUCGCGUCAAAGACAGCAUUCUGGAACUACGUCAGGAGGCUCUUGCUCGCGACUCUUCAUCCAGGGCUAUCGCUUCUGGACCUGGCUACACUACAGGCUCUAGACGCUCCCGUGCACGCUCUUCUGGCCCCUCUGCAUCCUGUGAUUCGACCUCUACUCCCACUAGUCGCAAGAGGCGCCGACUGGAUGCUACGCUAGACGGCACGGAAAACCGUCCUGCCAAGGACGUCAGCUCUGUUGACAUCACUAUGCAUGCGCACCCUCCGCCGCUUGACGGCCCGACUGUCGAUCAGUCUAUAGCGCCUCUGGCGUCCUCGGACAUCCCACUGGCGCGUCUCUCCUACUGCUGUGACUCAUGGAUUUGCUACUCGUAUCUCGCGUUCCGUCUCUUCCAGGUCCCGAACGUCUCGUGCUAUUUCCACUGCUACCGUUCCGCGUACCCCUACACGCCCAUCGCGUCAGCCAUCGCAUGCGCAUACAACCCACCGCGCAGCACCCUCUGA